Lodderomyces beijingensis is the source of this 1653-nucleotide messenger RNA. NCBI's taxonomy places the organism in Eukaryota, Fungi, Ascomycota, Pichiomycetes, Serinales, Debaryomycetaceae. The record is from the annotation of a GenBank genome assembly.
AUGGUUAAUACGGACUUUGAAAGGAUUUACUUGAACCAGCAACGAUCCGUUGGUCGUAUGCGUAUAGCCGACUCCGGUUUAGGAUGGAAAGCAAGUGCAAACCAACAGAAUGGCGGGGCAAAGCAACAACAGCAGCUACAACCGUUUCUCUUGCCUCGAGACGAAAUCAUUGUUGCUACGUGGUCUCGAAGCUCAAAGGGGUAUGAAUUGCGAGUUCAAACUAAAAACAAGGGGGUCGUGGUGCUUGAUGGUUUCCACGUAGACGACUUCAACCAAUUGAAACAAGAGCUAACCAGAAAUUUCCAAAUCAAUUUAGAGCAUAGAGAGCAUUCGUUGAGGGGAUGGAACUGGGGCAAGACCGAUUUGGCUAGGAAUGAAUUGAUUUUCAACGUCAAUAACAAGCCUGCUUUUGAGAUUCCCUAUGACAACAUAUCCAACUCCAAUUUAACCGGAAAGAAUGAAGUUGCUGUUGAGUUUAAUCUUGAUGGCAACAAUAACAAAUUGGGUGACGAGGUUGUCGAGAUGAGAUUCUAUGUGCCUGGCACCACUGUGGAACAGGAAACAAAGACAAUCAAGAAUGAAGAUGGCGAGUUGCAAGAAGUCAUUGAUAUCAAUGCUGACUCGGAGCAGAAUGCAGCGCAGGCGUUUUACGAGCAGUUGAAAGACAAGGCCGAUAUUGGCCAGAUUGCUGGUGAGGCUAUUGUGUCGUUUAGUGACGCCUUAUUUUUGACUCCAAGAGGUCGUUAUGACAUUGAUAUGUAUUCUACAUCGUUUAGAUUACGAGGCAAGACCUAUGACUACAAGAUUCAGUAUCAGCAGAUUGAAAGGAUCUUUUCCUUACCCAAGCCCGACGAAGUGCAUCAUUUGAUGAUUAUUCAAAUCGACCCGCCAUUGAGACAGGGGCAGACUAGGUACCCCUUUUUGGUGUUGCAAUUUGCCAAGGAUGAAGAGACCGAGUUGGAGUUGAACUUGAGCGAUGAAGAGUUUGACGCAAAAUAUAAGGAUAGGUUAAAGAAGUCUUAUGAUGCGCCAACUUAUAUCGUCAUGGCCCAUUGUCUUCGAGGUUUAACCGAGAAGAAAUUGUUUACGCCUGGUUCAUUCCAGUCGAGAUUUUUGCAACCGGGGAUUUCUUGUUCGCUAAAGGCAUCUGAAGGGUACUUGUACCCUUUGGAAAGAUGCUUUUUGUUUGUCACCAAACCAACGCUCUAUAUUCCCUACAGUGAGAUUAGCAACGUGGUGAUGUCAAGAACAGGCGGUGGUGUUUCUGCUUCGCGGACGUUUGAUUUGGAAAUCAAUAUUAUUGGCUCGACGCAAAAGCAUAUUUUCGGUAGUAUUGAUCGAGAAGAACAGGAAAACAUUGAGAGAUUUUGCAAGGAAAAGGGCGUCAAGGUUAAGAAUGAAGAGAAGAUUGCCAAACAGAGAUUGGCCAAGGCCUUGGAACAGGAAGCCGACAUGGACGACGACGACGACGAUGCCGAUGUUGAUAUGGGCAGUGCCGGCGAGGAAGAUUCCGAGGAAGAUGGCGAUUUCAAGUCUGGAUCAGAUUCCGAUGUAGCCGAAGAGUUUGAUAGUGCAGCUGAGUCUGAUUCUGGCAGUGAAGAAGAGGCAGAAGACGGCGAUGACAGACCACCCAAGAAAAAGUCAAGAAAUUGA